UAUUCAAUAAUUAGUUCAAUACUUAGUUGUACGAUGGGGCGAAUGGUUCCUACGCGCGAGAACGCGGCGCAACUGUCGGCGACGGUGAGGGACGCGCGCAGCUGGCCGCGGGAGAUCGAGAUGGGCAAGCCGGGCCACACGGAGCAGCUCGCCAGCUGGAUCACCAACGUGCGCCAGAAGAAGCUCAAGUGCCACAGGAGCCCGAAGCGCGACUUCCGCGUCGAGGCGGUGCUGACCCACGCCCUGCACAAGGCCGAGUACGAGCUGCGCUUUAAGCAGCUCUCGCGUAUCUCCCGCUGGCGGCGCUUGCGCAAGCAGCUGCUCAAGGGCGUCGAGUAUGGCAGCUGCGGCCUGUACAACGCGUCCGAGAGGGAGUACGAGAUGCGCAGCCACCAGCGGCCCGGCGACGCGGCCAACUUCUGGCGGGAGAACAUGUGCGAGGACCUGACCAGCAUCGUCCAUUUCCUGCAGCAGCUCGGCGAGGUUAAGUCGCCGGUGCAGCGGUGACAGGAGGCUCGCGGAGAACGCGCGGCGCCCGCGUUCCCCCCGCGGCGGCUCGUCCCCUCGAGGCGCCGCGUCCGCGGAAAUUGGCGCGGCGGAGUGCGCUUGGCCGCGCUGCUCUGAGCGGGGGGGGAGACGUGCGUACGCGGCGCUUAACGAACGUUGUACCGAUACACGACGACCCUCGGACGGUGCCUCGGCGCGUCUGUCUUCUGCCCGUUCCCCUCCCCCCCCUCCGUCCAGGAAGCGCGGAAUCUGCGCUCCCGAUACCAGCGCCCUCAUCGUAUCCGGAAGAACCGGCGGCGUUGCGGCCAUCUUUGCAGCCCUGCCGUUACCCCGGUAUAUAUAUCUGGGUAUUUUUUA
Messenger RNA from Vollenhovia emeryi, 864 nucleotides. RefSeq lists its product as uncharacterized. NCBI's taxonomy places the organism in Eukaryota, Metazoa, Arthropoda, Insecta, Hymenoptera, Formicidae. The coding region runs from base 34 to 507 and encodes 157 amino acids. The transcript has a single exon. The record is from RefSeq and is a predicted model, not a curated record.